AUGUCGAAAAGGGAUAAAACAAGUCAGUUUGAUGGAAAAGUAGCCUUAAUUACUGGUGCCGCCUCAGGGAUUGGUGCAGCCACUGCCAAACUUUUCGCCGAACGUGGCGCUUCCUUAGCUUUAACCGAUAGAAAUUUAGACAAAUUGAAAGAAGUCGCUUGUGAUAUAUCGGGUAAAACCAACCCGCUCUUAAUAUCCGGUGAAUUGACAAAUGACGAAGAUAUUAAAAGUAUCAUGUGCCAAACUAUAGAACAUUUUGGCAAACUAGACAUAUUAGUCAAUAAUGCAGGCAUACUUGAAUCAAACUCUAUAGAAACGCUUGAUUUAGAGCAGUAUGACAGGAUAAUGAACAUAAAUACCAGGUCCAUGUACCAUUUAACAGCGCUAGCAGUGCCCCAUUUAAUAAAAACGAAAGGAAAUAUUGUGAAUUUGGGUAGCGUCACUGGACUUAGAGCAUUUCCAGGAGUUGUAGCUUACUGCAUGUCCAAAGCAGCAGUUGUCCAAUUUACUAGAUGUGCAGCUUUGGAUUUAGCAUCAAAACAAGUCAGAGUUAAUAGCGUUAACCCCGGUAUGAUUAUGACCAACCUCCACAAAAGCGGAGGCAUGACAGAAGAGCAAUACGCGGAAUUCGUCAAAAAAUCUUAUGAGACUCAUGCUAUGGGUAGACCUGGUCAGCCAGAAGAAAUUGCACGAGGUAUUGCAUUCUUAGCUAGUGAUGAAGCUAGCUUUAUUACUGGGGUUGCGCUUUCCAUAGAUGGAGGAAAGCAUGCUAUGUGUCCAAGAUAA
Molecule: messenger RNA, 786 nt
Organism: Anoplophora glabripennis (Asian longhorned beetle)
Lineage: Eukaryota; Metazoa; Arthropoda; Insecta; Coleoptera; Cerambycidae
Product: 3-oxoacyl-[acyl-carrier-protein] reductase FabG-like
Exons: 2
Coding region: 1-786 (261 amino acids)
Molecular function (GO): oxidoreductase activity
Source: RefSeq, a predicted model, not a curated record